This is a messenger RNA of Corythoichthys intestinalis (scribbled pipefish), 1943 nucleotides long. RefSeq names its product geranylgeranyl diphosphate synthase 1 (gene ggps1). Lineage: Eukaryota; Metazoa; Chordata; Actinopteri; Syngnathiformes; Syngnathidae. Gene Ontology annotation, molecular function: prenyltransferase activity. The transcript has 4 exons. The coding region runs from base 375 to 1316 and encodes 313 amino acids. The record is from RefSeq and is a predicted model, not a curated record. Gene Ontology annotation, biological process: isoprenoid biosynthetic process.
ACAAACAGGAAGUUGCCGUCGGUCAAUGUAGUUAUUUAAAUACAACACACAUUGAGCUUGACGCCCAUAUAAAUGUAGCUGCCCAAGCUAACUUUUGACAGCACAGCAGACCUUUACGCUCAGUAGUCCCGGCACGGCAUCCUAGCGUUUAGCUUAUAAAGUGGAUUCGUACACUGAUAUAACCUAUCGAAUUUGGCAAUAUUGUCGUCUCGUCCUUUUUUAGCCAUAGUAUUGCUGUGAACACAGCCACAAGUGCGCGUUGGCGGCUGGUUUGUGAUAGCAUGCUAACGGAAGUCAGCUAGCCCUGUGGCUAACAGGAAGUGGCAGUUACCACUCUGAUCGGCGACAGGCAAGGAUCUAAUAGUUUUGAAGUGAUGGACGGUGAGCCAGAAGCAGCCUCAGAGCGAAUUCUCCUGGAGCCAUACAAAUACUUGUUGCAACUGCCAGGGAAACAAGUUAGGACAAAACUUGCUCAAGCGUUCAACCACUGGCUCAAUGUUCCAGAGGACAAACUACAGGUGAUCAUUGAAGUGACAGAGAUGUUGCACAACGCCAGCUUGCUGAUAGAUGACAUUGAGGACAACUCCAAUCUGCGGCGAGGUUUCCCUGUGGCCCACAGCAUCUAUGGUGUUCCCUCAGUCAUUAACUCAGCCAACUACGUGUACUUCCUGGGUCUGGAGAAGGUGUUGACACUGGACAACCCCGAAGCAGUGCAUGUGUUCACUCGGCAACUGCUGGAGCUACAUCGUGGCCAGGGUCUGGACAUACACUGGAGGGACACCUACACGUGUCCAACAGAAAAAGAGUACCGCCACAUGGUGCUGAAGAAGACCGGAGGUCUCUUCGGCCUGGCUGUGGGACUGAUGCAGCUCUUUUCUGAUUGGAAGCAGGACCUGAAGCCCCUCCUGGACACACUGGGACUCUUCUUUCAGAUCCGGGAUGACUACGCUAACCUGAGCUCGCGCGAAUACAGUGACAACAAGAGCUUUUGCGAGGACUUGACAGAAGGCAAGUUCUCUUUCCCUACUAUCCACGCUAUCUGGUCGUGUCCAGAGAGCACCCAAGUGCAGAACAUACUAAGACAGCGCACUGAGAACUUGGACAUCAAGCGCUACUGCGUUGAUUACUUGGAAAAGGUGGGUUCGUUCGCGUACACCCGGAAGACGUUGCGAGAAUUGGAAGCUGAGUCUUACCGUUUAAUCAGGGAGUUUGGUGGAAACCCUCAACUCGAAAGCCUGGUCAAACUUCUCAGCCGUAUGCAUCAAGAUGCUGAAACAGAGUCAAAUACCGAGGAGCACUCCAGCCAUGACCACUGACCUCUUAUAUCCUGAAAAGAAGAACAUGACACUCCUGAUGGAAGCAAAUCCAGCCGAUGUCCUGCCUUUGUACUUGAUGUACUAGAAGUGUGUUGAAAUGACAAUGUCAUUGUUCACAAUACUUGAAUCUCAUUGGAAGCAAAAGCAGUCAGUGUUCUGGAAACAGGACUAUUAUGACGAUUCACUCAUAACGCAAAUUGGAGCAUUUGAUUCCAAAUGUGAAAUAUUCCCUGCUUAGUCAGGUUUUGUGUAAUGCAGACAUUUUAUUUCCUGCCACGUACACUAUCAUCAUUGCAUGAAUGAGGCGACAUUUUAAAAGCCUUUCGAGUACCUUGUAGGUAGAAAGGUGCUGUAUAAGUGAAACACCAUUUGCUUUUUAACAGAGUGUUGCGUUAGUCUUUUUUUUUAGGGGAAAGUGGCUCUAAUUCAUAAAGCCACCGCAUCUCCAAGUGAACCUCAGUUCUCCAUUGGUUAUGCUACAUCUUGUUUCAUUGUUUUACGCAUAUUGAUUUUCCUUGCACUCAGACUGAUUCAUCACAUGUAUAUCAGGGGUCAAGCUGUUUUGUUUGUCAAUAUUUUUCACUUAACAUUGUGCAUCAAUUCAAUAAAGAUUCAAGAAUGCCGCAA